Notolabrus celidotus (New Zealand spotty) is the source of this 3304-nucleotide messenger RNA. RefSeq names its product solute carrier family 44 member 1b (gene slc44a1b). Gene Ontology annotation, biological process: transmembrane transport. Gene Ontology annotation, cellular component: membrane. NCBI's taxonomy places the organism in Eukaryota, Metazoa, Chordata, Actinopteri, Labriformes, Labridae. Gene Ontology annotation, molecular function: transmembrane transporter activity. The record is from RefSeq and is a predicted model, not a curated record.
GCGCAUGCGCAAUGAGAUGAAUGGCCGCUGCACCUGACGGGCCACCAGGAAGUGUGGCGGACAAAUCCUCGGCCGUUAAUCCGCUCGGUACCGACAGGAGGGGAACUUAGAGAGACCGACAGACCGUCUCUGAUCCGGGUCCGGGUCCGGGAUCUGUGCAUGAGGCAGAGCGCGAGGAGCUGUCUGAGUCCUCCUCCUGCCGGGCUCCAGACCCCCCCAGCCCAGUGAGGCUCCGUGAGGCUCCGUGAGGUCCGGGCUCGGUCCCCCUGACUGCGAUGGGAUGCUGCGGUAGCACGGAGAGGACAAAGAGAGAAUGGAGACCGCUGGAGGACCGGAGCUGCACAGACCUGCCCUGGUUCCUGCUCUUCACCGUCUUCUGCGUCGGCAUGGGCAGUAUUUGCGGAUUCACCAUCGCCACUGGUGGCGCUGCUCGCCUGGUUUACGGAUAUGACAGCUACGGCAACACGUGUGGUCAACGCAACGAGCAGAUCGAAGGCGUCCAGCUCAGCGGACUCGACCACACCGACAGGAAGUACGUCUUCUUCUUGGACCCGUGUAACAUCGACAUCGUUCAGAGGAAGAUCAAGUCGCUCGCUCUCUGCGUGUCCAUGUGCCCGCCAGAGCACAUGAACACCUACCAGGACCUGAAGAGGUUCGCCAUGAUCAACGGUUCCGAGCUGUGUUCCUACGAGUUAGCGGGUCAUAAAUAUCCCGGUCUACCUGAGCGGUUCUCAAAAUGUCCCAAACUUCCUGUCCCACCCAGUAAGCCUCUGCCGGUGUUUAACCGCUGCACGCCCCUGGAUGUUUCGUGUUAUGCGAAGUUCGCAGAGGCCGUGGUGACGUUUGUUGGGGACAGCAGCGUCCUACACCGUCUGAUCGCCGGCGUCGCGGCGAGUAAAGAGAUCAUCAUCGGGCUGUGUGUGCUCGCUCUGGUCCUCUCUAUGAUCCUCAUGGUGAUCAUCCGGUACAUCUCAGCCGUCUUGGUCUGGAUCCUCACCGCGCUGGUCGUCCUAGGAUCCCUCGCGGGGACCAGCGUCCUCUGGUGGCUCUACAUCGAUCACCGGCUGUACGGGAACGACACCUCCUCUAAGAUCGUGAAGGAGGUGAAGGAGGAGGAGGAGGUCAUCAAGGACAGCGGGCAGGCGCUGCUUGUCUACGCCGCCGCCGCCACGGUCUUCACUAUCAUCCUGCUCCUGCUGAUGCUGUUCAUGAGGAAGCGCGUCGCUCUCACCAUCGCUCUGUUCCACGUGGCGGGGAAAGUCUUCAUCCACCUCCCACUCCUCACCCUGCAGCCCUUCGUCACCUUCCUGGCCCUCCUGCUCUUCUGGAUCUACUGGGUCCUGGUCCUGCUCUUCCUGGGAACCACAGGUAACCCGGUCCAGAACGAGGAGACGGGUCUGACGGAGUUCAGACUGACGGGUCCUCUGCAGUACCUGACCUGGUACCACGCUGUGGGUCUCAUCUGGAUCUCAGAGUUCAUCCUGGCCUGCCAGCAGAUGACCGUGGCGGGCGCCGUGGUCACCUACUACUUCACCAGGGACAAGAACCGGCUCCCAGUGACCCCCAUCCUGUCCUCAGUCCUGAGGCUGGUCCGGUACCACCUUGGCACCGUGGCCAAAGGAUCCUUCAUCAUCACGCUCGUGAAUCCCCGACUCAUCCUCAUGUACAUCCACAACCAGCUGAAAGGAAAGGAGAAUGCGUGUGCUCGCUGUCUGCUGAAAACUUGUAUCUGCUGUCUGUGGUGUUUGGAGAAGUGCCUCAACUAUCUCAAUCAGAAUGCAUAUGCAGCCACAGCCAUCAACAGCACCAGUUUCUGCACGUCUGCUCGUGACGCCUUCGUCAUCCUAGUGGAGAACGCUCUGCGCGUCGCUACAAUCAACGCCAUCGGAGACUUUGUGCUCUUCCUGGGGAAGAUCCUGAUCGUGACGUCGACGGCGUUCGCUGGCGUCCUCCUCUUGAACUACCAGCGGGAUUACGCAGAGUGGCUGCUGCCUCUGAUCAUCGUGUGUCUGUUCUCCUUCCUGGUGGCUCACUGCUUCCUGUCCAUCUUUGAGAUCGUGGUGGACGUCCUCUUCCUGUGCUUCGCCAUUGACACCAAGUACAACGACGGCACUCCAGGGAAAGAGUUCUUCAUGGACAAAGCUCUGAUGGAGUUUGUAGAAAGCAGCCGGCGGUUGGAGCGAGCGGUGGAGCGUGGGCGGAGCCGGGUGAAGGAGGUGGUGUCUGAGGGGGCGGAGAUGAAGCCCAUGGUGAGUGACAGCCGAGACGAAGGGGACGCGGCCAAGCAGAAGAGCUCUUCAGAGGAUGAGGGGGUGGGGCUGGACGGGGGUGGAGGAGAGUGGGAGGAGCUUCAGGAGUUCCAGGUGUACUACCUGCUGGUGGGGGUGCUGGUGGACUGGGUGCUGACAGAGCAGAGCGACUUUAUCCUUUGUUUCAGCGAAGACGUAGUCCUCUUCCUCUGCGUCUACCUGCCCACCUCCACCCUCUUCCUGUUUGUCAGCAUGCUGCACACGCCAAGCCCCGCCCCCUCCAUCGCCAAAGCAGCCUCUGUUGCCGCCAAGAGAUAACACACGUGCUAACAGACAUGCUAACAGACGUGCUAACUCCUUUGCCAUAAACUGCAUGCUAACGGACACAAGCUAACUGCUGCAUGCUAACAGACUGAUCUCAGCUACGUGAUUGUAAGGACUGCAUGCUAACCUGCCUCUUCAUCAUCAUCAUCAUCUUCAUCUUCAUCGCUGCUUCUUCUUCAUCCUCCUUCCUGACUCUGUUCUUUGAUUUGGUUUUUAUAUUUUUGUAUCAGUGUGUGUGUGUGUGUGUGUGUGUGUGUGUGUGUGUGUGUGUGUGUGUGUGUGUGUGUGCGUGGCCUUAUGAUGUCACCGCGGUGCUUUCAGGACUCUGCAGACGAUGCAGCUCUUCUUCUGUUUACAUGAGAGACGCUGACUCUGCUCCUCUGAGCGUGUCAGGGAUCAGAGACAGGAAGUCCCUUUUAAGGUCACGAUAAUAAAAUCUGAACUUCCUGUACUGACUUGUGUUAAAGGGUCGUGUCACACAGAGCAGACCUCUGUCGGUCUAACACAUUCACACCUGAAGUAGGUCACAACCGGUCUGAUCAUGGGAUCAGGACGAUCGCAGGUGGUCCCACCUGUGAGUAAGGCCUCUCACCUGUGAUCCCUGAGACCACAUGAUGACACCAGGUGUCUCUGUCCACCUGUCCUCUCUCAGAUGUUUGACUUUAUUCAUGGAAACCUGCAGGUUUGAAACGUUUCAACGUGUUCACAAUAAACAUCACGUUUCACCUUCA